Arachis duranensis is the source of this 885-nucleotide messenger RNA. Its product is annotated as 40S ribosomal protein SA. Gene Ontology annotation, molecular function: structural constituent of ribosome. Bases 1 to 885 code for a protein of 294 amino acids. Gene Ontology annotation, biological process: cytoplasmic translation; ribosomal small subunit assembly. Gene Ontology annotation, cellular component: 90S preribosome; ribosome; cytosolic small ribosomal subunit. The transcript has 5 exons. The record is from RefSeq and is a predicted model, not a curated record. Lineage: Eukaryota; Viridiplantae; Streptophyta; Magnoliopsida; Fabales; Fabaceae.
AUGGCCACUUCCGCCGCCGCCACAACUGCCGCAGCGCCACGCCAGCUGUCACAGAAGGAGCAGGACAUCCAGAUGAUGCUUGCUGCUGAGGUCCACCUCGGAACCAAAAAUUGCGACUUCCAGAUGGAACGCUACGUCUUCAAACGCCGAAAUGAUGAGUGUGUCGAUUAUGGCGAGUUUGAAGGGAUUAUUGUUGCCAUCGAGAACCCUCAGGACAUCAUUGUUCAGUCUGCUAGGCCAUAUGGUCAGAGGGCAGUCUUGAAGUUUGCCCAAUACACGGGUGCGAAUGCAAUUGCUGGAAGGCACACUCCUGGAACAUUCACUAAUCAGAUGCAGACAUCGUAUAACGAGCCUCGCUUACUCAUUCUGACUGAUCCAAGGACUGAUCAUCACGUGCCACUUUUUUUAGAUCCCAUUAAGGAAGGUGCUCUUGGAAAUAUUCCAACGAUUGCCUUCUGCGACACUGAUUCUCCGAUGCGCUAUGUUGAUGUUACCAUUCCUGCCAAUAACAAGGGGAAGCACAGUAUUGGUUGCUUGUUUUGGUUAUUAGCAAGGAUGGUUCUGCAGAUAAGGGGUACUAUUCGUCCAGGGCUUAAGUGGGAUGUGAUGGUGGAUUUAUUCUUCUAUAGAGAACCUGAAGAGGCCAAGCAACAAGAGGAGGAGGAAUUACCAGCUGCCCCAGAAUAUGCCAUUCAAGAUUUUGGUGCUGCUGGCAUUGCCGGCUUCCCCGCAGCUGAUGGGGAAUGGGGGGCUGUUACAGCUGAACAAUCCUGGACUGAACCGGUUCCUCAGCAACCCAUUGCAGCUGCUCCUGCGAACUGGGCCCCAGACGCCGGUAAGAAUAAUUAUUUCCACUCUGGAUCUGUUAAAUUUGAUGCAACAUAA